UGGCUGAAAGUGAGGAAUUGAAACCCUGAAGAAGAGGAAACAUCUGCUUGAAUUUGUAUAGAGGGAAAAGUUGCUGUUGAGAAUUCAACUGUAGGAGAUCCAAGCAGCCAAAAGCACUGCAGAUUUCCAGCACUGCCUGCCAGGUCCAGGAAAAACAUUAUAUUCUGCAAACAAGGAUAUUGAAGAAGUUCCGGAAACUGAGAAGGAAAUGACCCAAAGAACUGUCUCAAUAUCAGUCUUGCAACACCUCCCAUGAAUCGGAUACUAUGCAAUGAUAUUGUCGCGGCAGUACGACUGCUUCAGUCUCAAGCAUUUCAAUCAUCUCUGAGUCUCAGACCCCAAACCCUAACUUAAACGAGAUACCAGCCUUUUGCAAGGAGGAGCAUGUCAACAGAAGUAAUAAAGAAGCAGCAGAUGGCGUAAUACAUUUGGACCUUCAAAAAGCCUGUGACAAAGUCCCUCGCAAAAGACUCUUAAAGUAACUAAAGUGUCCAAGGUUUCAUUCCUGUCUAUUUCCAAGAAAAAAAGAUGGCUGCCACUCUAGGACUUAUUUCCCUGUUUAGUUGUGUCGUGUUAUUUCCUAUGUUGCAUGCUGUCAUUGUGUAUACAGAGUCGAAGUCAUCAUCCUCACCCAUUGCCAACUUGACGCUGAAUCCUGGAAAACUAAAGCUGACCUGGGACAGCAGUGUCACUGAAUACAGGUGUUCUAUGCGUGUAGGCCACAGUUACAUCAGGGGAAACGUGUUCAAUAAAACCUGCAUGUUUAGCAUAAACAGAGCUUUUCCUAUACAUAAGGGGGCAUUAUUCCAAGUUGAAGCAAUGUACAACCACACUUCAUAUUCAGCAGAAGCCAGAUUCAUUCCUCAAGGCAUGAAUGGAACAUCUGUUGAAAAUUUCUCAUGUGUGAUUUACAACAUUUCCUUCAUGAAUUGCACUUGGAAGGCUGGCAGGAAUGCUCCAGAAGAUACCCAAUAUUUUCUUUUCUUUCAAUACUCAAAGGAAGAAGAUGAACAAGAAUGUCCACAUUACAUAAGAGAUGCACUUGGAAGACCUAUCGCAUGCAGUUUUCAAAAUGUGACAGACAUUAAAAAGGAAGUUUACUUCCUGGUGAAUGGGUCGAGCAACGAAUCGGAGAUUCAGUUUUAUGAUGAGUACAUCACACUAUAUGAAAUAGAAAUACUCACUCCUCCAUUAAAUAUCACAGUAAACUGUUCUGAAGACCGAGCAGAGUGUAUAGUGCGAUGGAAACGGCCCCAGCCAAGCCACAUGAAAGGAAAUGUAGAUCACUGCUUUGAGUAUCAAAUUGACAUUCGAAAUAAGAAAACUAUUGCCAAUCCCAAGGAAAGCAGCAAUAGGUGUCCUAUGGUAACAGAAACAAGCUGCACAUUUCAGAAUUACAACGUGAAAAAAAAGUACACCUUGCAAAUCAGAGCAAAGGGAGAUAUAUGUCUCGUAAGCCAGAAUUGGGGGGAAUGGAGUGAGCCCAUUGAGUUUGGUAACCCAGAAGAUGCAGUUCUUACGACUACAAUUGUUUUACUCCUCAUAGCAUUUGGAACAAUCCCAGUGGCACUGGUCAUAUUUUUUCUGUGCAAAAGAUACUGCAGUUUGAAAAAAAUGUUUUCUCCAGUUCCGCAACCAAAAAACAAAUUUCAUGAACUUUUCCAAAUAUCUGAUAAAAAUAUACAGAGGGAAUGGAUGGAUCUACCACCCGCAAAAUAUGAAACGGAAGAAAUAACUACUGUUGAAGAAAUUAAAUAACUUCUAAAAGCAAAAUGAAGCACUUGGAUUCCCCAACUCAAACAACUACAAAUCCUCAUGGCAAUUUUGUAUGUUUGCACACUCGCUCCUUUUCUCUCCCCUACAAAUGUUGCCUAACACUUACAUUAUAAGUCCCUUUUUUCAGUUUCUUAUAACUUUGUCAAAUUUGAAUCAUUUGGACAGAAGCUUUUCCAUGCUGUGUGUCUGCUUGAGGGUGAAUAUUCUUGGAGUGUUUAAAAAAAAAAACAUUUCAGUCAUUUGUUAGAACAACUUUAGGGGGAAAAAAUGUUAUUUUGCCCGUAUUAAAAGACCUCUUACAACCUUUUCAUUGACAA
Messenger RNA from Trachemys scripta elegans, 2093 nucleotides. RefSeq names its product granulocyte-macrophage colony-stimulating factor receptor subunit alpha-like. Lineage: Eukaryota; Metazoa; Chordata; Testudines; Emydidae. The transcript has 14 exons. The record is from RefSeq and is a predicted model, not a curated record. Gene Ontology annotation, biological process: cytokine-mediated signaling pathway. Gene Ontology annotation, molecular function: cytokine receptor activity; protein binding. Gene Ontology annotation, cellular component: membrane; external side of plasma membrane. Bases 529 to 1758 code for a protein of 409 amino acids.